Messenger RNA from Anopheles bellator, 1356 nucleotides. It is a transcript of the gene Rae1, whose product is annotated as protein Rae1. Lineage: Eukaryota; Metazoa; Arthropoda; Insecta; Diptera; Culicidae. Bases 89 to 1174 code for a protein of 361 amino acids. Gene Ontology annotation, cellular component: nuclear pore. Gene Ontology annotation, biological process: RNA export from nucleus; transcription-dependent tethering of RNA polymerase II gene DNA at nuclear periphery. The transcript has a single exon. The record is from RefSeq and is a predicted model, not a curated record. Gene Ontology annotation, molecular function: ubiquitin binding; RNA binding.
CUAAUGUUUUUGGCGUUUUCGGUAGUAAUUUAGACCGGGUUCUUGCAGAUCGUAACGCGUAUCGGACCGCUUCUGGCCAAACGCAACCAUGUUCGGCACACAAGCCCUCGCUGCCAAUACGGGCUUUGGCAACCCCACCGCAACCACGACCAGCAACCCGAUGAAGGAUUUCGAAGUGACCUCACCGCCCGAGGACACCGUUUCGGCGAUGGAAUUCAGCCCGGCUACGCUGCAGCAGAAUUUUCUGAUCGCCGGCAGCUGGGAUUGUAGCGUGCGUUGCUGGGAAGUGGAGCAGUCCGGCAAGACGGUUCCCAAGUCGAUCAAAACGAUGGGUGGCCCGGUGCUGGAUGUGUGCUGGGCGGACGAUGCCAGCAAGGUGUUCAUCGCGUCGACCGACAAGCAAGUCAAGUGCUGGGACCUGGCCUCCGAUCAGGUCGUCCAGGUGGCCCAGCACGAUGCUGCGGUGAAGACGUGCCAUUGGGUGAAGGGAACUAGCUACACGUGUCUGAUGACGGGUUCGUGGGACAAAACGCUCAAGUUCUGGGACACCCGGACGCCGCAGCCGAUGAUGUCGAUCCAGCUGCCGGAGCGUUGCUAUUGUGCCGACGUCGACUACCCGAUGGCGGUCGUCGGGACUGCCGGGCGCCACGUGCUGAUCUACUCGCUCGAAAACAAACCGACCCAGUUCAAGCAACAGGAGAGCCCGCUCAAGUACCAGCACCGGACCGUGUCCGUGUUCCGCGACAAAAAGAAGGCUCCCACCGGAUACGCACUCGGUAGUAUCGAGGGGCGCGUUGCCAUCCAGUACGUCAGCCCGCUGAACCCGAAAGACAACUUUACCUUCAAAUGUCACCGCUCGAAUGGUUCGACCGGCUACCAGGACAUUUACGCCGUGAACGACAUCGCUUUCCACCCUCUGCACGGCACGCUGGCAACGGUCGGAUCCGACGGAACGUUCAGCUUCUGGGAUAAGGACGCCCGCACGAAGCUGAAAUCUUCAGAAACCAUCGACCAGUCGAUCACCAAGUGUUGCUUCAACAGCAACGGCCAGAUCUUUGCGUACGCCGUCGGAUACGACUGGUCGAAGGGCCACGAGUACUACAAUCCGCAAAAGAAAACGUACAUUUUCCUUCGCUCGUGCUUCGAAGAACUAAAGCCCCGCGUUUCCAGCUAAGCGCAGCGCCGCGGAAAUUCAAAUGCCCCGGUUGGCGGUCUGCUACAGAGCGAACAGGUUUAUUAUUUGAGGCGAUCUUGAUCGGCAAUAAAAUCUAAUGCAUGAUUAGCAACAACCACACGACUCGCGCGGCCCUUCCUUCCAUGUGGUCCUACGUUAGUGGUGGCUCUUUUCAUCACCAU